CGUUUCUAGGCAACAAUGUGUCAACACACAACCAGUACAGACAGCUUCAACGAUGAGAGGUUAAAUUAACAUCGACAUGUACAAGUGCUACCGGCCCUUUAAUCCUGUCGCCAGCCAUUUCCUGCAGCAUAAAUGGGAGUUCAGACGCUUUUCAGCUCACCUCGACAAGGUGCAAUUUGCCCACCCUGUAGUGGACACCAGGAGAUUGCUCACAUCUCGAGGUUCCCAGUGUAAAAUGAAGACAUUGCAGGCUCGACGACUGUCUGCUGCCAAGAGAGACAAUCGUGCUUGGGGUUCCAUGAUGGAAGACAAUCGUCUUUUGGCUUCCAGGAUGAAAAACAAUCGUCUUUUGGCUACCAGGAUGAAAGAAAAUCGUCGUUUGGCUUCCAGGAUGGCUAACGUCAAAAGCGCAGUGAACCACAGGAAUGAAUACAGCUGUAAAAGUUUGAAUGAAAGCAAAAGGAAGCAGGAUCUUAUGGCUAUCAGUGAGGAAAAUCAGGCCAUGUACCAACGACUCUUAUGCCGAAAGUCAGUGUACUCCCGAGAGAGUUUGUUGGGUGACUGGAUGAAGACAGAGCGCUUGCUACAACACUUGUCCCAGUUCUCCAAGGAACAAGGAGCUAAACCGAAACUGGAAAGGAAAAAGAAGAUGGUGACCUUUGCCGAAGAAGACCAGUCUAGAAGCACGUCAAGCACUGAGAGAAGCAAAGAAAUUCCUGAUGCCCAAUUGAAGGCUGGCAAAACGAAACAGGAUCUUGUAGGUAUCCGUGGGAAAAAUCAGGCCAUGUACCAACAACUCGUACCCCGAAAGUCAGUGUUCUCCCGAGAGAAUUGGUUGGGUGACUGGAAGAAGACAGAACACUUGUUACAACACAUGUCUCGGUACCCCAAGAAACAAGCAACUAAACCGAAACUGGAAAGGAAAGAGAAGAUGGUGCCCUUUGACAAGUCAACCACUGAGAGAAGCAAAGAAAUUCCUAGAGACAAAUUGAAGGCUGGCAAAACGAAACAGGAUCUUGUAGGUAUCCGUGGGAAAAAUCAGGCCAUGUACCAACGACGCGUACCCCGAAAGUCAGUGUUCUCCCGAGAGAAUUGGUUGGGUGACUGGAUGAAGACAGAACGCGUGCUACAACACAUGUCUCGGAACCCCAAGAAACAAGCAACUAAACCGAUCUGGUGCCAGAAACGUCCAGCCUAUAAAUCUGAGUUCUCCCGAGAGCGGUGGUUGAGUGACUGGAAAAAGAUGUUGGCCAUUCGACAACACCUUGACCGGUACCCCAGGGAACAAGCAACUAAACCGAAACUGGAAAGGAAAAAGAAGUUGGUGGCCUUUGACAAACAAGACCAGUCUACAAGCAAGUCAACCACUGAGAGAAGCAAAGACAUUCCUGAUGCCCAGUAAACCUCAUGACUUGUAUCGA
Gambusia affinis (western mosquitofish) is the source of this 1421-nucleotide messenger RNA. RefSeq lists its product as uncharacterized. Bases 77 to 1402 code for a protein of 441 amino acids. The record is from RefSeq and is a predicted model, not a curated record. NCBI's taxonomy places the organism in Eukaryota, Metazoa, Chordata, Actinopteri, Cyprinodontiformes, Poeciliidae. The transcript is spliced from 10 exons.